This is a messenger RNA of Striga hermonthica, 645 nucleotides long. The record is from the annotation of a GenBank genome assembly. Lineage: Eukaryota; Viridiplantae; Streptophyta; Magnoliopsida; Lamiales; Orobanchaceae.
AUGACAAACCCAUUAUCCACAAUCCUCAUCCUCCUCCUCUCCAUAGCCCUAGCCCUUUCGUGGCCCAGCCCGUCCCGAGCCUCCUCCGACUUCUCCUCCACAGCCCGCUCCCUCGACCGGCACUUCAAACUCCUCGCCAACUCCCGAAACUCAACCCUCACCAAGCUCCAAAUCUACAUCCACGCUGACUUUCUCGUCGGCUCCAAGACCCAAACGGUCUUUGAGGUGGCCUCAUGCGACAUCACCGCCAAGUCGCCCGGGUUCUACGGGCGGGUCUACGUCAUAGACAACCCGCUCACCGUCACGGCGGAUCCCGGCUCGGAGUACCUCGGCCGCUACCAAGGGACGAACGUGUACUCCGAUUUCCGCGAACCGGCCGCCAACAUGAACAUGGCUAUGACUUUCGAGGGCGGGAUUUACGAGGGGAGCACGAUGAGUAUUUUCGGGAGGCAGCCCGUGAACGAGGAGGUUCGGAUUUUAUCGGUGGUGGGUGGGACCGGGAUUUUCCGACUGGCGAAAGGAGUCGUGCUGGCGAGAACCGUGUCGCUCGACCCGAUUACAAAGGUGGGGCAUUACGUGUACGUUAUCUACGUGCUGACUCCUGCGGCGGCAGCGGCUGGAGGGGCCAUGGCGGCGGCCGCUUAG